AUGUUCUCGAAAAAGUUCAAGAGCGACAACAGCCUCGAGCGUUUUGAAAUUGAUGAUAUGCUCAGCGCAAUCAAAGAUGUCCAAAAAGCAAAUAAGGACAUUCACACCAAGCGCAAAAGAGGCCGACCUGUUGUGAAAGAACAACAGAAGCACGAUGAAGCUGUCAGAGACCUCAUUGAGGCUUUUGGAGAAUGGUACAAUCGUCUGUACUGCGAAGCAAAAGAAACUACACCCAUUCAGACAGUCACCGGAGUUGAAAUACGAAGUGAUCCUCAAGCCCAGCAUGCGAUUCGCAAACUCUAUGAUCAUCUGAAACUCCGCAAGAAUCCAGUAUCCAUGGACGACGAGACAUGGCUCGCCAAACUAGUUGAACUGUCGAAAGCUUUCACCAGUCUCCUGCUCCAACCGUCCGCGCCGGAUCCUUACUCGCCAGAAACUUGGGUACCAGAAGAUUGGGAAGAUUUGCCGUUCCAAAAUUUGGAUCCAUGGUUAAAAGAACAGCCUGAACUUAGUGGAGCUCCGGACUUUGGAGAAGUUCCGUCCGAUGAAGAAAUGGCCGAGGAAGAUGAGACAGCCGCGGUGGAGACUUGGAAACACUGUCAAGAGAAUGACGGGGUCAAGAUUGGCAAAGUAGUCAGUGAGGUGUUGAGAGAAGACGAUGGUCAUGUACCAUAAUAGAUAUUCGGUUUUGGGGGUGCGGUGGAUGGGUUCCGAUCACGACGGCUACUUCAAGAUCAAUCACUGCAUAGAUCAUAGAUCAUGGCACAGAAGGUAUUAACUCAAU
This is a messenger RNA of Bipolaris sorokiniana ND90Pr, 784 nucleotides long. RefSeq lists its product as uncharacterized. The transcript has 2 exons. The record is from RefSeq and is a predicted model, not a curated record. Lineage: Eukaryota; Fungi; Ascomycota; Dothideomycetes; Pleosporales; Pleosporaceae. The coding region runs from base 1 to 675 and encodes 224 amino acids.